ACGCAGCAUCCACGGAUAGCCCCUCGACGGCCUCAGCAUCUCAACUUCAACAUCCAACUCUGUCCAGCAACAGGUAGCAAAACGUGAAUGAAAGAGAACCUUCCUUACUCAAUUUCGAUUUGACCAUAGCACUGUGUUGCCGCAGAUUCACCAUGUCGAAUUGUUUUACUCCGAACACGAUAUACGCAGCGCUGUAUAGGCGCAUGGAUAGCCGGUACCACUGGGCCAUGAUCCUUGCAGAAGGGCCUGAAAAUGGUUACAAGUUACACGCCACCAACAUUCCCGACCCUGCGGAAUGGCAUUACGAGCGGGAGGUCUACUCAAUCGACAACGAGAGGAAACCUCUGGUGCUAAUGGCCAAGAUAGGCUGCGUACCUGCAGAUAUGUCAAUCGCAGAAGCCGAGAGUAUCUUAGGAGAGAUACCCAUGGAGACGCCACAGCCCGAUUCUCCACAUCCGUUUACGUGCCGUAUAUGGUUCCGCGAAGGUAUCCGAAGGUUGUCCGCCGCGGGACUGAUGCAAUGCGUGUCCGUCAAUGCUCUGGAAUACGAGCUGGUGGAUAUAGCGGACGACCAUUCCAACCUUGUGGCACUGGGGUUACGUCCCUGGAAGUUACACGAGGAGAUUCGGAGUGUUCAUUAGUUCAUUCAAGACGACGAGCAUAGUUUGGCAAAUGUAUUUUUUUUUUUUUUUUUUUUUUU
Molecule: messenger RNA, 700 nt
Organism: Rhodofomes roseus
Lineage: Eukaryota; Fungi; Basidiomycota; Agaricomycetes; Polyporales; Fomitopsidaceae
Exons: 2
Coding region: 153-641 (162 amino acids)
Source: RefSeq, a predicted model, not a curated record